UUGAGGUAAAUGUCCUUUUUUUAAUGCAGGUCUGCCCUUUUUUCAUGUGUAGUGUCUGGCAACCCUGCCGUAGUCAGCCCGGCGGCCGGCCAGUUUACCGUGAGCCGCGUGCACUUGGCAGGAUAAGGCGCUGGCCGUGAGGGGUGGAGAUGAAGAUGCCGAUAUCUAUAGUAGCGAAAAGAAUAUUGUGUGUGUAGCCUCUCAGUAAUCAGGGGUUAACUAUUUAAACAUGGUUGAGGACACAAAGUGGACAGUGGAGUGUGGGUGCCUGCUAGUGACACGGACAGCCGCCGCCGAGCAGUUUUUGGCUAACUGUCUGGCAACCCUGGCUCAGCUGGUGCGGCAGUGGUGCCUGCCAGUGGUGAUGCGCUCCGCCGGUGAUGAGUUGAGCCAGUCUUCCCUUCACGUUGUAUUCUGAUCUGUGGGUGUUAUGAGGAAGUUACCGCAGGCGAGCCGUUUGGCCGACUACAUCCACAAGGGUAUUGUGCUAACCUGUGUUGGCAUCACUCUGUUUGGCACUAUGAACCUCGGCCUGCGUGUGUACAACUACUACUCUGUGAUCAAGCCCCAGCGUGACAGAGAGGAGGAGAGGCUCCGUCUGGCUGAGAAAGAAGCCGGUGCUGCCGAGCUGGAGAUGACCGACACUGCCUUGCCUCUCAAGGCUUAGCAAGCAUUCUUUAAACUUUAACUCUUUCUCUUGAGAACUUUUUGUUGCUUUAUCAUUUUAUUACAAUAUCAUAGUAACUGCAAGUUCAGUUAGUGUUACUACAGUAUAUUUUCAUAAAUCACAAGUGGUUCACUGAUUUUUACUGAAAAGAACUCUACAACCAUGCUGAGCUCGGUGUGUCGUGCUGCUCGCCUGGCUGCUGGCCGUGUGACUGGCACUGCCAGCCGCCGCUGGGUGAGCCAGACUACCAUGCUGAGUCAGGCACCCACUGAGAUUCCCCCAGCACUAUGGAAGCUUGGCAAGCUGAACCAUGUGGCCAUUGCCACUCCAGACUUGGAGAAGAGCACUGCCCUCUACAGGGAUGUGCUGGGCGCCGAGGUAAGUGGAGUGGAGGCGCUGCCCGACCACGGGGUGUACACAGUGUUUGUCAAGCUGGACAACACCAAGCUGGAGCUGCUACACCCACUCGGGGACAACAGCCCCAUCCAGAAUUUCCUGGACAAGAACAAGAAUGGAGGGAUGCACCACAUUUGCAUUGAGGUGAACGACAUCCAGGCCGCCAUGAAGGACCUCACCACACAGAACAUACGGUGCCUGAGCAAGGAGCCCAAGAUAGGAGCACACGGCAAGCCUGUGGUGUUCCUGCAUCCCAAGGACUGUGCUGGGGUGCUGGUGGAGCUGGAGGAGGUGUGAGGUGGGUUGGUGGGCGUGUCUCCUUUCUUAACGUAGGACAGGGUUUUGUUUAUCCAUCCUUAUAUUUAUAUUAUCAACAAGUUAGAAGUUUGAAGAUAUGUCAUGAUGAAAUAAGAUGUGGUUACUACAAAUACUAACACUUCAAUAUAUUGCAGUGUAAUAGUUUUGUUUGACAUAGAUGUUUGGAUUAAGAAUUUACUCUGCAUUGAUUGUAUUUUGGAAAAAAGAUGUUGCUUUAUAGUGCAAUGUAGGUAUGGUAUAGUGAUCGUGUGGCCCAAUAGUUCAUAGUUGUGUUUUCAUGGUUUUGAGAUGUUAAGUACUUGGUUCAUCAAAUAGCUGAAGAAUAUUGCUUUUGAAGAUACACUGCUUUGGUAUUUCCUUUCCAUGCAGAUCACAUGGCAAAAGAUAUUUAAGAUCUAGAGGUUUGAAGUGCUUAGUUUCAAUGAAUAGCUCAAGAAACACUGCAGUAGAACAUACUUUAUUUAGGUCUUUGUUUCCUCUUAUAACUUAAUUACAAAAAAUGUCAUAGGUGUUAUUACCAUUUGGUUAUAAUUUCCAUUGUGUAAAUAAAUAAUUAUACUGAUUUAA
This is a messenger RNA of Portunus trituberculatus (swimming crab), 1948 nucleotides long. Its product is annotated as ethylmalonyl-CoA/methylmalonyl-CoA epimerase-like. Gene Ontology annotation, molecular function: methylmalonyl-CoA epimerase activity. Gene Ontology annotation, biological process: L-methylmalonyl-CoA metabolic process. The transcript is spliced from 5 exons. The coding region runs from base 830 to 1360 and encodes 176 amino acids. Gene Ontology annotation, cellular component: mitochondrion. Lineage: Eukaryota; Metazoa; Arthropoda; Malacostraca; Decapoda; Portunidae. The record is from RefSeq and is a predicted model, not a curated record.